AAAAAAAAAAAAAAGUUACAAUAUAAAAUUGUAAUACCAGCUAGUAGCAUUUUCCAUGCUCCAUUUUAAUAAGAUGGAGCUGGUUUUAGUAAGCCUAUAUAAGGAGUAAUAUAUCUUUGCAUCUGUCCUCAAGAUACAAAAUUGGAACUUCAUAAUAUCCUUCUCUUCUGCGUCCCUCAAACCUUAUAUCCAUUCUAAAUCCAGAAAUCUACCACCUGGUCCCCCUGGUCUCCCCAUAAUCGGUUCACUACUAGAGCUAGGCUCAAGACCCAACCAAUCACUAGCCGAGCUUGCCAAAAUCCAUGGCCCUCUCAUGACUCUAAAACUUGGUUCAGUCACUACCAUAGUAGCCUCCUCCCCUGAAACAGCGAAAGAGAUCCUCCAUAAACACGACGAAACUUUCUCAGCACGCACUGUUCCCGUUGCUGUCGCCGCCCAGCCUAACCUAGAAGCGACAGUGGCAUGGAUCAAUGGUGAUCACUUAUGGAAGAAAAAGAGAAGAUCCUUAGCACACAUAUGUUCACUAACCACAGACUCGAUUCUUUCCAAGAACUUCGUCACCAAAAGGCUGCAAAACUAGUGAAUCAUAUAAGGAAAGAGCGUCAAACUGGUACAGCUGUUGACAUCGGACGUGUUGCUUUUGCGGCAACAUUGAAUUCAAUAUCGAACACCAUUUUGGCACAACGAUCAAGCCUCCUAUGGUGGUUCUUGCAUGUGUGUGACACGACAUCGGAUGGCAGGAAUUAUUAAUGGCUGGAAGUGACACAUCUGCUAUAACCAUGGAAUGGGUAAUGGCAGAACUCCUUCGAAAUCCUCAUGAGUUACAGAAGGUAAGAGAAGAAAUUCUUCAACAAAUAGGCAUAGAAAGGCCAGUAAAAGAAUCAGACAUUGAGAAACUUCCAUACCUCCAAGCAGUUGUAAAAGAAACCAUGAGACUUCACCCAACAGUUUCAUUACUCUUACCACAUAAAGCUCAAAAUGACAUAGAUGUAUUGGGCUACACUGUGCCCAAGAACACUCAAGUUCUCGUGAAUGCUUGGGCCAUUGGAAGAGACCCAAAGUCAUGGGAAAAGCCACUGGAGUUUAUGCCUGAAAGAUUCAUCAAAUCAAGUGUGGAUUACAAAGGUAGGAACUUUGAAUUUAUACCAUUUGGUGCUGGCAGGAGAAUUUGUCCCGGAAUGUCACUUGCUAUAAGGAUGGUGAAUUUGAUGUUGGCUUCUAUUAUUCAACCACUUAAUAAUUGUUCAGUAGCAAGACUGUAAAGUGGAAGAUAUAAUAAGCAGAGUUAUUGUUCAGUAUGGAAGAAACGAGUUCGCCCUAACAGCAAAAUUCACCUGUUUGCAGAAAAAAGCAACAUUAAGUACUAGUAUUGACGAACUUGCCCUCCAUUAUCCAACUAUAGCUCAGCAGGAAUCUGGUGAGUGAAGCAAAGUUGAGACUUAUGCUAGUUUCUUUAGAUUCAUUUAGGCUUUACAUUCACCAUCUUAAGAUACUAUAGAAGCAUCUCAUAUACGUCUGUUUAUUAUUCUACAGUUCUUCUAUCUUCCGAAAUUUAUUCGAAUAAAAGGGCAGCCCGGUGCACAAAGCAUCCCGUAUUCAUGCAGGGUCACGGAAAGGGACACACCUUAAGGGUGUGAUGUAGACAGUCUACCCUAAUGCAAGCAUUAGCGGUUGUUUCCACGGCUCGAACCUGUGACCUAUAGCUCACGCGGAGACAACUUUACCGUUGCUCCAAAGCUCACCUUCAAUACCUUAAAAUUUUGUAGCUUACCGUAGAGGAAGAUAAUAACUAAAAUUAUAUUCUUUAAGCAACUUAUAACCCAGAGAACUGCAUAAAUUGGGAAUAUGUUCUAAAUUGUUGUUACUUGUAUUUAAGUCCUUGCCUAUUGUACCCUUCAGAAAUCUCUUCUUCUCUAUUCGCAGUACUGUAUUGAUGAAAGAACUUAAUUAGUAGUCAUCAUUGUACCAUCACCUAGGCAUAGAGCAGAAACAUCAAGUAUCAAAUUGUUCAGACAAAGAGUUAGUUCUUCAUUUAGAAUUUUUUUGUACAACUGCUCAUCAUAUUUCUAUUUGGUACAUUUCAUUAGCGACGUUUAAUGGUUC
Messenger RNA from Nicotiana tabacum (common tobacco), 2103 nucleotides. NCBI's taxonomy places the organism in Eukaryota, Viridiplantae, Streptophyta, Magnoliopsida, Solanales, Solanaceae. The record is from RefSeq and is a predicted model, not a curated record.